Salarias fasciatus (jewelled blenny) is the source of this 480-nucleotide messenger RNA. RefSeq names its product protein Wnt-3b. Gene Ontology annotation, biological process: multicellular organism development; neuron differentiation; canonical Wnt signaling pathway. The record is from RefSeq and is a predicted model, not a curated record. The transcript has a single exon. NCBI's taxonomy places the organism in Eukaryota, Metazoa, Chordata, Actinopteri, Blenniiformes, Blenniidae. Gene Ontology annotation, molecular function: frizzled binding; cytokine activity. Gene Ontology annotation, cellular component: extracellular region. The annotation marks the transcript as partial.
ACCAUCCUCGACCACAUGAACCUCCGCUGCAAAUGCCACGGCCUGUCGGGGAGCUGCGAGGUGAAGACGUGCUGGUGGGCGCAGCCGGACUUCCGCAUGCUGGGCGACUACCUGAAGGACAAGUACGACAGCGCCUCGGAGAUGGUGGUGGAGAAGCACCGCGAGUCCCGCGGCUGGGUGGAGACCCUGCGGGUCAAGUACGCCUUCUUCAAGCACCCCACCGAGCGCGACCUGGUCUACUACGAGGGCUCGCCCAACUUCUGCGAGCCCAACCAGGAGACCGGCUCCUUCGGGACGCGCGACCGCGUCUGCAACGUGUCGUCGCACGGCAUCGAGGGCUGCGACCUGCUGUGCUGCGGCCGCGGACACAACACCCGGACCGAGAAGCGCAAAGAGAAGUGCCACUGCAUCUUCCACUGGUGCUGCUACGUCAGCUGCCAGGAGUGCGUGCGCAUCUACGACGUGCACACGUGCAAGUGA